Clonostachys byssicola is the source of this 660-nucleotide messenger RNA. The record is from the annotation of a GenBank genome assembly. NCBI's taxonomy places the organism in Eukaryota, Fungi, Ascomycota, Sordariomycetes, Hypocreales, Bionectriaceae.
AUGCCCGAGGCCACGCACGAAGGUCGCCAGAUGCUCGGAGUCAAGGUUCCAAAUGGCCUUAGCUGCGAUGAAUCGUUCCGCAUGUUUCUCGAGGCUGGGAUACAUGCCCGAGAGCGUGGAGGUCCUGACGGCCUCAUAUACUUCAUCUCUGACCUUCUCUGGGCCCAGAGAGAGGGCACGGGCUUGACAUAUGGGGGUAAGAAGUAUACCAAUUGCGAUGUCAAGACUGCCUUAUCCACUGGCAUUGUCUUCCUACCUCUUGUCAAUCCUGACGGUGUGCGCUAUGACCAAACAACAGACUCUUGUUGGCGGAAGAAUCGGAAUCCCACCAAUCCUGUUGACCUCAAUCGCAACUUUGACUUUCUUUGGGAUGUGAACACGGCGUUUUACCCCGGGAUCUCUAGCACCACGGGAACAUCCAAUGUCAACGCUGAGACCUAUCAUGGCACAGCCCCCUUUUCCGAACCAGAGACUCGCAAUGUCAGAUGGCUCAUGGAUAAGUUCACCAAGCUUCGUUGGUUUGUCGAUCUACACUCCUUCUCGGGGCUCGUCCUGUACCCCUGGGGAUCAGAUCAGAACCAGGCAUUUGACCCCAGCCAAACAUUCACCAAUCCUGCCUACAACGGCAAGAGGGGCAAAAUCCCAGACACUCCCGGUUAA